UGUUGCCCUUCUGCAAGGGUACCGCCACUGUCGCCGUCGGAUCCUCGACCAAGUGCGGAGAAAGUCUCGGGUACAAAUGGUUGAUUGGGUCUGGAGGUCUUGGCUGCCUGAAGUUGUGCUGAAAUAGAGUUCGGCAGGGGAAUUUGGUAUCCACCAAAAAGUACCAGCACUUGUCCUAAGUUUGGAGCUUGGACCAGGGUUUUGGUUAUCGAGGCGUCGAGGAAAAAAAAAAAUCAACUUUGAUCCCAUGCUCUUAUCCGUGCCUUGACUUUUUGGCCCUAUCUUCACUCACCAAGUUGCUCCCAUUCACCAGUUCACCACCACCACCACCAAGAAGUUUUGAUAGUUCCGUUUUGCCAGCAAUUUCACUUUACACACACAAACCGCAAAAAUGGGCAAGAGUUCGAGAGCCAGCACUAUCAAACAAAACAACCGGAAACUCAAGGCCAAUGUCUUUGGGCCCGUCGAAGCGGCUCGUGCUGAGCGUCUACAUGCCAAGUUGGCAGAGCUCAUUGCGCAGCCCAAGCCUGUGAAGGAGGUCGAGAUGAACGACGAGCCCGUGAAUGAGGAGGUCAAGGAGGUUGAGGCUGAGAAGGAGGAGGCUGCCAUGGAGGUUGAUGAGAAGCCAGCGGCGCCAUACAAGGAGAAGGAGCGCAAGCGGAGAGGCAAAAAGUCCAACAUUGUCUUCCGCAAGAAGGGCCCCAAGACCAACAGCAAGAAGAAAUGA
Molecule: messenger RNA, 727 nt
Organism: Podospora bellae-mahoneyi
Lineage: Eukaryota; Fungi; Ascomycota; Sordariomycetes; Sordariales; Podosporaceae
Exons: 4
Coding region: 392-727 (111 amino acids)
Cellular component (GO): preribosome, large subunit precursor
Source: RefSeq, a predicted model, not a curated record